AUGUCGUCAUUCCUCGGGCUCUUUAAGCGGUCCGACCCGUCGGCCAAUUACGAAAAGGAGCUACAGGUUCUCCAGACCAAACUUGCGGAGACAGAAAAACGGCUUUUAUCGCGACGUUUGCGACUCCGACGCACCAAGGGUCUGUUCACUCUUUACUCGCUGGUCGUCUACAUUGUCUACGUGGGCAUUGUGGUCGCCAAGAACCAGUUGAGCCGUGACCAGCUGCUCUCCGGCAACAGACUCACACUGGGUGUGCUUUUGGGUCCUCCCGCAAUCUACAUUGUGCGAUAUGUGAUCCAGGCUGUCUUGGGUCGUUUUGUGUCUUUCGACGAAGACAGAAUCAAGUAUCUGCGACAACAACAAGAGGGCAAGCUGGAGGAGCUCAAACAGAAGACAGGAUUCUACUCCACCAAGGCCAUUGUCGAUCGAUACGAGCCCAAGAAGAAGGAGGUCAAGAAACCCGCCCAGCAGCAAGCAAACAAACAGAAUGCACCUACUAACAGACGACAAGGCGUUCCUCCUCCCACAGCAAACGUGCCUCGAAACCUUCCCCCCACAGCUAACGUUCCUGCCGUGCCUGUCGUGCCUGCCCCUGGGCCAGGACCCAAUGUACCUGCUGCUGUUCCAGCCAUCCCCAAACCCGUGCCUGUUUCGGAGAAGGAGGUUCUGGCAGCGAAGCAGUCGCUGGACAAUGCCGGCGUUUCGGUAGCGCCAGUUUCUACCGGUCCCUACCAGCGCCAAUGGUUUGAUCGAGUGCUGGACCUGCUUGUUGGAGAAGACGAGAGCGCCGCUCAGAACAGACAGGCACUGAUUUGUAGCAAGUGCCACAAUCACAAUGGUCUCGCUCCAUUUGGCAAGACUGCUGCUGAGAUCAGAUACAAGUGUCCUAAUUGUGGAGAGUGGAACGGAAACCUGGUUCCUACCGAGGCUGUCGAGCUUGUUGAGGAGGUGAAGGAGGAGAAUGAAAACGAGAAAGAAGAGGCUGAGGAGGAGGAGGGCGAUGCAGUGGUUCCUUCAGAGGUGAAAGAGUUGGUCUCGGAGAUGGUCUCUGAGGUUCCUGAGGUGUCCAUGGCAAACUAG
This is a messenger RNA of Yarrowia lipolytica CLIB122, 1080 nucleotides long. RefSeq lists its product as uncharacterized. Gene Ontology annotation, biological process: endoplasmic reticulum tubular network organization. The record is from RefSeq and is a predicted model, not a curated record. Lineage: Eukaryota; Fungi; Ascomycota; Dipodascomycetes; Dipodascales. Gene Ontology annotation, cellular component: endoplasmic reticulum tubular network.